UGUCCUGCGCACUGCGAGCAGCGGCCUCACCGACUGGUACAAACAACCAUCCAAGAUGUCUUCCUCCAUGGGCAGCGGGAUGUUCCCUGGCCAGCAGUCUGCUGGUCCUCACCCUGUCGGCGGCCCGGGUCAGCCGGGACUACUGUCUGGAGCUCCAGGGAACAGGGUCCAGGGCCCCAACACUCUAGUAGACGACCUGGAGGCUUCUUUCGAGGCUUGCUUUGCGUCCCUAGUGAGCCAAGACUACGUGAACGGAACCGACCAGGAGGAGAUUCGGACAGGUGUGGAUCAAUGUAUUCAGAAGUUUCUGGAUGUCGCCAGACAGACUGAAUGUUUCUUCCUGCAGAAGCGUCUUCAGUUAUCAGUCCAGAAACCCGACCAGGUGGUCAAAGAGGAUGUAUCUGAGCUGCGUAAUGAGCUCCAGAGGAAAGAGCUGCUUGUUCAGAAACACCUGUCUAAGCUGCACCACUGGCAGCAGGUUCUUGAGGAUGUCAGUGUCCAGCAUCGUAAACCAUCAGAUCUCCCUCCACCUGGACCCCUGGCCUUCCUAGAACAGGCCUCAGCUAUCCUACCCGCUGCACCACUCAAACAGAGCUAACACACACACACACCCCUGGCCUUCCUAGAACAGGCCUCAGCUAUCCUACCCGCUGCACCACUCAAACAGAGCUAACACACACACACACCCCUGGCCUUCCUAGAACAGGCCUCAGCUAUCCUACCCGCUGCACCACUCAAACAGAGCUAACACACACACACACCCCUGGCCUUCCUAGAACAGGCCUCAGCUAUCCUACCCGCUGCACCACUCAAACAGAGCUAACACACACACACACCCCUGGCCUUCCUAGAACAGGCCUCAGCUAUCCUACCCGCUGCACCACUCAAACAGACCUAACACACACACCACACACACACACACCACACACACACACACACACACACACACACACACACACACACACACACACACACACACACACACACACACACACACACACACACACACACACACACACACUCUCUCUCUCUCUUCUGGACACCAUCUUAGUUUUCUUGUUGACUUGUGUAAAUAUUUCUGAGUUUGUUGUUGUUUUGUCCUGACAGAAUAAAUGAGUUUGGAUCAGAACACCAGUUGUUUUGUCCUGACAGAAUAAAUGAGUUUGGAUCAGAACACCACUAGAUGUUUUUGUCCUGACAGAAUAAAUGAGUUUGGAUCAGAACACCAGUUGUUUUGUCCUGACAGAAUAAAUGAGUUUGGAUCAGAACACCACCAGUUGUUUUUGUCCUGACAGAAUAAAUGAGUUUGGAUCAGAACACCACCAGUUGUUUUGUCCUGACAGAAUAAAUGAGUUUGGAUCAGAACACCAGUUGUUUUGUCCUGACAGAAUAAAUGAGUUUGGAUCAGAACACCACUAGAUGUUUUUGUCCUGACAGAAUAAAUGAGUUUGGAUCAGAACACCAGUUGUUUUGUCCUGACAGAAUAAAUGAGUUUGGAUCAGAACACCA
Molecule: messenger RNA, 1509 nt
Organism: Salmo salar (Atlantic salmon)
Lineage: Eukaryota; Metazoa; Chordata; Actinopteri; Salmoniformes; Salmonidae
Source: RefSeq, a predicted model, not a curated record